This is a messenger RNA of Entamoeba invadens IP1, 924 nucleotides long. RefSeq lists its product as hypothetical. Bases 1 to 924 code for a protein of 307 amino acids. NCBI's taxonomy places the organism in Eukaryota, Evosea, Mastigamoebida, Endamoebidae. Gene Ontology annotation, molecular function: hydrolase activity. The transcript is spliced from 2 exons. The record is from RefSeq and is a predicted model, not a curated record.
AUGUCUUCUCCACCAAUUCCAAAACGGGUGUUUGCGGUGUCAGACACUCAUCUCAAUCUCCAGUUGAUCUUUGACGUCAAAAACGGAAGGAAUCACAAGAAACCUGCCACCGUUCCAGAGAAAAAGCAAUUUCUGUUAAAAACUCGAGACAUGGCGGUUUAUGGUUGGGAAAACUAUAUUAAAAAAUUAAAAAAGUCGUGGGACACCUCAAUAACGCAAAACGACAUCGUUUUGGUGUCGGGUGACGUGGCAAUGUCAACCCGCAAUCCGCUGUUAGAUCUGAAAUUUCUGUCGGAACGCCCCGGGUUUAAGAUCAUAGGGUGUGGUAACCACGACAUGUGGUGGCCUUACUCAACUUCACAAAAACGAAACUAUCAGCUCAAAUAUAAAAACAUGUUCUUUUUAGAUUCGACGAAUUAUUACAAAGAUGAGAAUAUAUUAGUUGUUGGAACGAAACUUGCUGAUUAUCGUUUUAAUCUUUGGCCGGCAUAUUCCGACACGUUUGAAGAAGAGAUGUAUGAUCCCAAAAUUGAAGACCACCGUUGUGAAAACGAAACCCACAAUCUCGAGAUUGUUCUCAAUACGCUCUCAAAGCAUCGGGGAUCUCUUAAAACCAUUCUUAUGAUCCAUCACCCACCUUGCGACCAGAACAUAACGCAAAAUGAGAUUUUAGAAAUGAUUGUUCAAGCUCAACCCGAUUACUGUAUAUUUGGCCAUGUUCAUUCUUUCACUCAACUUUAUAAAGAUCCAAAGAUACAAACAAUAGAAGAUGUCAAGACAAGAGCCCCAGCAGUAAACUUCAUUAGAGGGCAGACUCAAUUCAAUUGUGUUGCACUCGAUUACUUGAAAAAUCAGCCGAUGCUGCUCUUUUCUAUCCAACAAUAUUUUCCCUUUCUCGGAAUCACAAAGAAUGGUUUUAUAUAG